Cariama cristata (Red-legged seriema) is the source of this 1887-nucleotide messenger RNA. It is a transcript of the gene ZBBX, whose product is annotated as zinc finger, B-box domain containing. Gene Ontology annotation, biological process: cilium movement. Gene Ontology annotation, cellular component: motile cilium. The record is from RefSeq and is a predicted model, not a curated record. Lineage: Eukaryota; Metazoa; Chordata; Aves; Cariamiformes; Cariamidae.
AUGAUCCUUGCUUAUAGUAUGCUACUAGAAAGACUACAUAAUUUGGUGGAAAAACUUCAGACAGAAGCCGAUAUACAUGUUGGAAAAUUGGAAGUCAUUGAUCACUUCAUCAAGGAAGUGAAUCUGAAUGAAUUGAAAAUUAGUCGUGAGCAGAAGAAAGUAAGUAGCAAGCAUUGGGCCACAUCAAAGUUUUCAUCUCUGCUAGUGUCAGUAAGGAGUGCAGAGGAGCUGUCCUCAGAAUCAGCCUGCAUGGGCCUUGAAAAUCAGGACAAAGGUUUAUUACUAAAUGGUACAUUUAAUGAGGAGGAAUCUGCAAAGUCUUUUCAGGAAGCUUUGCUUCAAUGGAGAAAAGGUAAUCGUGAUCACAGAGAACAACUGCGUGCCAGUGAGGUCCUAUCAGAAUCUGUGGGAAUUUGUGAGGUACAGACCAAUCUUACUGUUAUGAAGGAACCUAUCCAAAUUGAGUUCAAGAAGGAUGGCCUGAGCUACAUGGAGAAACUCUUGCUUAAGAAAUACAGAAGAACACCUGUUGAUCAAAUUUCUGGUAAUUGCACUAAAGAUUUAAGGCCUGUGCAAACACUGAGUGUACAUGAGGCUAUGAUUGGAGGAAGGGGAGGAGGAGACGAUGAUGAUGAUGACGACGAUGACUUAACAGUUGAAGAGGUGAAGAGAUGUUGGCCAUCUGUUUUUAGAGAGGAAGUACCCAACACUAUUUCUGAAAGUGCGGAGCCCUCUUUGAAAAUUGAGUUCCUUGAUGACUCUUAUGGCAAGGACUUGGAAGAAUCAUCUGACAAUUUGACGAUGGAAGCUGGGGCUAUGGGAAUGAAUAAGCAAUGGAGAACUGAACCACUCAAGCAGCGUGGAAGCUUUGCAGUUGCAGAUCUGAACAACACAGUACUAGACCAUUUGCCAAGAGAAACUGUAGGCAUAAGAAAGUCAUGCCUCUCUCAUGACAGAGAAUCAUGUUAUUUAACUUCCACAGCUGACAUUCAAUAUUCUUUGCCUUUUCCUCUUGACAGAAAUCCUAUUUCUUCUGAAGAAAUUUCUCAAGAAAAAAUGGUUGUCUGCAGUCAUCUUGAAAGAAAUGCAGUGCAAAAGGAGAAUUUUAAACUAAAGACUAUGAGAAGAUCCCUUAGCUCCUGUAAACUACCUGAGAAGAUCUCUAACCGUACUGAACUAAUGAGCAACAAAUAUCUCCAUGAGACACAACUGCUGAAAACCAAUAAAGAUCCACAACAACUGGACAGUGUCUGUAAUAGUCAGAGUUUGGUUUUGCCUGUAAUUAUGAAGCCUUCAGUGUUACAGGAUGUAGCCAAAAGACAGAAAUCUGUUUCUACACAGUACUGGGGACUUGAAGGUUUCUUUGUUGUAGGUGCAAACCUUCAACAAGCAACGCUUGAAGCACGUUCUUCACUGUGUGCUGACUCUAGCCCUAUGGAGAGUAGUAUCCCAUUUCCAGGAGAUGGAAAGUGGGUUACUGAAAGGAGCUUAAGUGAAUAUGCAGAUGACUCUGUAGUUCAAGGUGUCUUAGAAAGUCAGUUGAAUAGACCUUCAAGUGAUUUGGAGACUCAAAAUAGAAUUUCUUCCCCAAUGGGAGCAUGGAGGUCAUACCCAGGGAAUGAUUCUAGAAGACCUUGGUCAGCAAAUAUGCUACACUCUAAACUGACUGGAAAUUGUCCUCAAAAACAUUACAGCUUAGCUUCUGAAGAUGUAAUCCACUCCAGCAGACAUUCAGAGAAGAUAUGUAGGAAUACUACAGACUUGCAUAAAAACCUGAAGCUAAAAGACCACAGUAGAGUUGAUACAGUCAGGGGCUGGGAUGAAAGCCAGGUGGAUGAUGAGGAAGAAAUUCUGGAGGAUAAGCAACAGGUUCUUGUAUUACAGUGA